AUGUCUUCCGCGUCCGACCCUGAGAAACAAGACGCAGCGCUGGCGGGUAUGCCUGGGUCGACAGAGAACGCUCAAACAGAUCAGGUCGCGCUGGGAAAAGAUGAUUUGGCCAUCAUUCCCAAAGGAGCACUUGAUCCUGUAUACGAGGCCAAGGCUCGAGUGCUGAACAGAGCGAUCCAGGACAUCGGCAUGGGUUGGUACCAAUGGCAACUUUUCGCCGUCGUUGGUUUUGGCUGGGCCAGUGACAACCUCUGGCCGAUUGUCACCUCGCUUAUCUUUACACCCAUCACCAAUGAGUUUGGCCCUCCGAAGCCGCCGCUUCUGUCCUUGGCUCAGAACAUUGGACUUUUGGCGGGAGCCGUCUUUUGGGGAUUUGGUUGUGAUGUCUUUGGAAGGAAAUGGGCCUUCAACCUCACACUGGGCCUAACAGCGAUUUGGGGGAUGGUGGCCGCCAGCGCUCCGAGCUUUGCGGCGAUCGGCACAUUUGCUGCUCUCUGGUCUUUCGGUGUAGGAGGAAACCUGCCGGUAGACUCGGCAAUCUUCCUCGAGUUUCUGCCUGCAUCGCACCAAUACCUUUUGACGAUACUCUCGAUCGACUGGGCUCUCGCCCAAGUGGUGGCUACUCUGGUUGCAUGGCCACUCCUCGGCAAUAUGACAUGCCAACAAGGCCAGACGUGCACCAGAGAAGCCAACAUGGGAUGGCGUUACUUUGUCAUAGCAAUGGGCGGCAUGACACUGGUCAUGUUUAUCGUCCGCUUCGCCUGCUUCACCAUACACGAGUCUCCAAAGUAUCUCAUGGGGAAGGGCCGCGACGAAGACGCCAUACGCAUUGUUCAAGAAGUCGCCCGGCGUAACGGCAAGACCACACGGCUCACCAUCCAAGACCUACGAGCUUGUGAGCCCGAGGGCUACGUCGCUCAAACCGGAGCCACGGCCGCCGUGAAACGCCACCUCCUGGAGAACAUUGACGGCAGCCACGUCAAGACGCUCUUCUCCUCGCGCCGCCUGGGAACCAGCACUGGCAUGAUCAUGGCCAUAUGGGCACUCAUCGGCCUCGCAUACCCACUCUAUAAUGCCUUUCUUCCUUUUAUACUUAGCCAGCGAGGCGCCGUCUACGGUGAUAGCAGCACCUUUAUCACAUAUCGCAACAGUCUCAUAAUAGCCGUCUUGGGAGUGCCCGGAGCUCUGCUGGGUGGCUUACUGAUUGAGACGCCGCGCGUCGGACGCAAGGGGACUCUGGCUGUCAGUACGGCGCUCACGGGUGUAUUCCUGUACGGCACGACGACGGCAGAUUCCAGCAACGGGCUGCUGGGCUGGAACUGUGGCUUCAACUUUGCCAGCAACGUCAUGUUUGCUGUCUUGUACGGCUACACCCCGGAGCUGUUCCCGACGCCUCAGAGAGGGACGGGCAACGCACUCGCCGCUACGUGUAAUCGGAUCUUUGGAAUAAUGGCGCCUGUCGUCGCCAUCUUUGCCAAUCUACAAACGGCAGCUCCCGUCUAUACCAGCGGGGCCCUCUUUAUAGGUGCGGGCUGCUUGGUAUUGUUACUUCCAUUUGAGUCGAGGGGGAAAGCCGCACUCUAA
Pyricularia pennisetigena is the source of this 1584-nucleotide messenger RNA. RefSeq lists its product as uncharacterized. The transcript is spliced from 4 exons. NCBI's taxonomy places the organism in Eukaryota, Fungi, Ascomycota, Sordariomycetes, Magnaporthales, Pyriculariaceae. Gene Ontology annotation, molecular function: transmembrane transporter activity. The record is from RefSeq and is a predicted model, not a curated record. The coding region runs from base 1 to 1584 and encodes 527 amino acids. Gene Ontology annotation, biological process: transmembrane transport.